UUCGGCGGACUUUUUGAUUUGACAUUUGUAAACCGCUGCAUGAAUUGUUUACACUUAGCAACAUAAAUGAUACAUCAUCCGGGCACAGUUGUUUUCGCUUGAUCGCUUCCUUACUUUUUAUACACCUUGUUAAAUAUAGAUUUGAAAAGAGUUGUGUCUAGAGUCAAACUGAUGUCAUGUUAUUGAAAAACCAACUACUAACUCGUUUGUCAAAAACUGCAGAUCUUCAGUAUGAGCACCUCAGGUCCUUCGCUGAAAAAGAAGAGUUACAUGGGCCAGCACCAAAUCAAGAAGAAAAGUUUCCAUGCUCCUGAUGUUCCACCAGACACACUGUUGCAGAAACCCGACAAAACAAACAUCAGCCGCACAGAUGGAGGAGAAGGGUUUCCACUGGGGGAAUCCACUUUAGCUUUAGAUGAAGAAAUGCUUCAGGUGUUGGAUGCUGUAGAUCCCGUGAAGCCUGCCGUUACCACUGCAUGUCCAACAACAGGAAACAGAAAUGCACAGGAAGAAGCAGCAUCAUCAGCGGCAUUGGCCCCUGUACGUACUGAAAGAGCACCUCAGCCCGGGGGCCUUACUUUACCCCACAGAGCCCCCGGCCCCCAGGGAAGAGUCUGUGGGGGUAGUGGUGAAUCUAAUAGACCAGGAUGGAGAUCUGACUGCAAAAAUCUUGCACAGCGGCUUCUCUUCAGCGAGGACUCUGAGGAAGCAGGGUGUGCUCAGAGGGGCCCAUACAAUAUCAAGACACCCCCAGCUUCUGCCUGCAUCAAUGGGCUUUCCGGUCAAGAAAUAAAAAACAGUCUGCAAGUAGACAACUCCACAAAUAGGCAGGCAAGUACUCACAGAAGAAAAAACUCUCCUGGUAGCAACAACCAAAGUGUGUCAAAUAUGAAUGCUGAUCCACCUCCGGAUGGUUCGAGGGACUACAUCUUGUUCAGCCCCACCCACCUCGCGGCUAACAUGAAGAAAGCUAAACUCCAGUCAUCAUUACAGAAUCACUCUGCCUCUGUGCUCACGGUCCCCAGUGGCUUAGACCUCACUACUCUGAAUGACACUUUACCUCAGCCAGGCGUUGCCUUGUGUGCUCCCGCGGGACAAGCUGAAAAGCUGCUGUUAUGCAGUUGGGGCUUACCAAAACCUGUCCUGGAGCGCUACCAGAAACACGGAGUGACUCACAUGUUCGAAUGGCAGGCUCAGUGCCUCACUGUUGGACAGGUGCUGCAGGGAGGAAACCUGGUAUACUCUGCCCCCACCAGCGCUGGAAAAACUCUGGUCGCAGAGCUGCUGAUGUUGAAGCGUGUAUUAGAGACCAAAAGAAAAGCUCUCUUCAUUCUUCCAUUUGUCUCUGUGGCCAAAGAGAAGAUGCACUACCUUCAGAGUGUUUUUGAAGAGGCUGGAGUUCGUGUGGAGGGAUAUAUGGGCAGCACCUCGGCGGCUGGAGGAUUCUCAAAACUGGAUGUGGCUGUUUGCACCAUAGAAAAAGCCAAUUCUCUCGUUAACAGACUCAUUGAAGAGGACAAUAUGGGUCUACUAGGUAUGGUUGUGGUUGAUGAGUUGCAUAUGGUUGGAGAUUCUGGAAGAGGAUACCUACUGGAACUACUCUUAACCAAAAUCCGUUACAUUUCGCAGAAGCAGAACACCACUGGGUCUCUUUCUGAGGGUGUACAGAUCAUAGGUAUGAGCGCCACCUUGCCGAACCUCUCCCUCCUGGCCGGCUGGUUGGGUGCAGAGCUUUACCAGACCGACUACAGACCUGUGCCCCUGCUGGAGCAUUUCAAGGUGGGCUGCAACAUCUACGACAAGAGCCUCUCUGUGGUCCGGAAGUUUACUCCUUUACCCCACAUUAAGGGCGAUGAUGACCACAUAGUGAGCUUGUGCUAUGAGACUGUGAGAGAGGGCCGCUCUGUGUUGUUGUUCUGCCCCUCGAAGAACUGGUGUGAGAAGCUGGCAGACAGCAUCGCCAGAGAAUUCUACAACCUCAGAAAUGCUGGUGGUCAGGGCGAAGCAGAGCCUCAGGCAGUGCGUCUGGAUCGGAAUGGAUUAGUGGAUGUUGUAGCCCAGCUGAGAAGAACUCCAGCUGGUUUAGACCCCAUCCUCCAGAGAACUGUGCCAUGGGGGGUGGCCUUCCACCACGCUGGUUUGACUUUUGACGAGCGCGAUGUGUUGGAGGGAGCUUUUCGUCAGUGCACGGUCAGAGUCCUCGCUGCCACCUCUACCCUCUCGUCAGGGGUUAAUCUCCCCGCUCGCAGGGUCAUCAUUCGAUCCCCUACCUUCAACGGACACAUGUUGGACCCGCUCACGUACAAACAGAUGGCCGGACGAGCAGGGAGAAAAGGAGUAGACACUAUAGGUGAGAGUGUGCUGGUGUGUAAGGAGAUAGAGCGUCAGAAAGGAAUUACUCUCCUUACGGGUACUCCUCAGCCAAUCAGCAGCUGCCUGGUGAGAAGAGAGGGAGAGGGCGUCACCACCAGCAUGCUGAGAGCCAUCCUGGAGAUCAUUGUCGGAGGUGUAGCCAGCACGCCACAGGAUGUGAGUUCAUAUGCUUUGUGCUCACUUCUGGCUGCCAGCAUAAAAUGUGACGGCAAAAAAGAAUCAACUGAAGAGACCAACAAAGGCGCUAUUGAGGCCUCUGUAGAAUGGCUGAUGGAGAAUGAAUUUAUCAGUAUCCAGAAGGAAGGACAAGAGGAGCGGUACUGUCCGACCCAACUAGGUGCUGCCACCCUCUCCUCCUCCCUCUCCCCUCCUGAGGCUCUGGGAAUAUUUGCAGAUCUCCAGCGGGCUAUGAAGGGAUUCGUACUGGAAAAUGACUUGCACAUUCUGUAUCUGAUCACCCCGUUGUAUGCAGAGUGGACAACCAUAGAUUGGUACCAGUUCUUCUGUCUGUGGGAACAGCUCUCGUCAUCGAUGAAGAGAGUAGCGGAGCUGGUGGGCAUCCAGGAAGGCUUCCUCGCAAGAUCUGUCACAGGCAAACUGGUCGCCAAGACAGAGAAGCAGCGUAGACAGAUGGCCAUACAUAAACGAUUUUUCACCACCAUUGUGCUCCAUGAUCUGGUGAAUGAGGUGCCUUUGGGAACAGUGGCUUCCAAAUACAACUGCAACCGGGGGCAGUUACAGUCUCUUCAGCAGUCUGCUUCUACGUAUGCAGGUAUGGUAACAGUUUUCUGCAAGCGCCUGGGCUGGCACAACAUGGAGCUGCUGUUGUCCCAGUUCCAGACCAGGCUGAGCUUCGGAGUCCAGAGGGAGCUGGUGGACCUCGUCAGGGUUUCUCUCCUGAAUGCCACACGAGCCAGAGCAGUGUACGCACAAGGCCUCUGUACUGUCGCUGAGCUCGCCAGGGCUACUGUAGCUGAUGUAGAGAAAGCCUUGAGGAAUGCUAUCCCAUUUAAGAGCUCUAAGCGUGCAGUGGAUGAGAGUGAGGUGGAGGCAGCAGAGAGACGGAGCCUCCGCUGCGUCUGGGUCACCGGGGGUCGGGCCUUGACGGAACAGGAGGCCGCCGUUGAGAUUGUUUCUGAAGCGAGGCUCCUCCUUCAGGAAGACCUGGCCCGCUUAGGAGUUCAGUGGGACCCGACAACCCUUCCCCCUGGAGCUCCUGCCGUAAACAGCCCUGACGACUCAGACACCUCAACUGCAUCAGAUUUGAGCUCACAUGAAGCACAGGUUGACAACAACAAAGAUUCCCAGCAAGGAGACAAGAUUGAGAAAAGUAGAGAUAUUGAAAGACAUGGAGAGGAGAGUGAGGAGAAAAACAAACUGAAGGAAAGGAAAAUGGAGGAAGAAAAAGAAAAAGACAAAAGAGAGCAGGGGUCUAAGUUCCAAGUCAGGGUGGUAAACAGAAAACCAGAGGCGCACAGACAAUUAAAUAGGACAGACAACAGAAAAACUAUGAAUGGAGUGCAAGUAGAAAGAAGCAAAGGUACAAAAAAUGAUGAGACAAAUGACAAAAUAUCAACGGCAAACAAUACAGAAGAUCCAGAUGAAAAAAGAGAAAGGCAAAAGCAGACAAGGCCAAAGCAAGGUGGAGAAGAGCAGAAGAAAUCAGAGCAAAAAGAAGGAGAGAAGAGUAAAGAGAUUGUCUCAAUCAGACCAGAGAGUCCUCAGGCCAACCGUCCUGUCGCUGAAAGGAGCCUGACCCAGGAAUUAGCUGAUAUCAUAUCCAGCCCCCUGCCUCUACUGACGCUACGUCCUCAGCCCUCUCUCUCCCCUAUGCCUCCUCCUCGGUUUAGAGCUCCAGUAUCACGAGUAGAAGAACAACACAUCGUUCCUGUAAGGACAUCAGAUGGCCUUGCUGCCUCACCUGUGCACCCACGUAGACUGAUACACUCGAGAGCCUUAAGCAAAGUCCUCAACUCUAUACAAACUGACAAAAGCCUACAAAAUAACGUAGUGCCUGCAGAGACAUCACACUCAAUACCCUCAGCGCCUGCAGGCCAGGUGACUUCAGCAGUUAGUGUUCCUGACCCCUUGGAGAAAACCCCUCCUGGUAUUUCUUCACCUUCAGAUGCAGAUAUGUUAGACAAUCCCCUCAUUGUCUCUCCUACCUCUGUUCCCUUAUUCUCUCCUGAGGCCAAGCGAAGAAGGAUGGAUGGUGGAGAGGUAGAUACCUUUUCAUCUCCUGAGCUGUACGCAGGAGAAGCUGAGGGAGACGUUAAAAAAGGAGAGGAGAGUUUCGGUGACAGCUUUGAAUUGGACACUCAGACAGAAAGAAUGAUUGUUCAAUCGGCAUUCCAACACAGAGAUGGGAUUGAUAGAGGUACGAGUCAAACAGUAGAAACAGAAAUGAUAGAGGAUGUGGUAAAGACAGCUGUAGAAAUCAAUCAGGACAAUAAUGAGGGACAUCUUGAAGCCCCAGUUGAUGCAUGUCCAAGAUUCAAUGUUUCUAUCACAGAUAGUCAAAUGGAGCUCAUUCUCAACACCAGCAACCAGGUGAGUAUCCAGAAUAAUCCAUUCUUUUAUUCUUAUAUUAUAUACAUGUUCAAGUGGUUUAAAAAUCAAAUAUUGUUUUUACAGAAUUCCCCUGGUCCAUGGGGGGAUAAUGUAGUCGAAGAUAAGGAUGAAGGCGGCGAUGAGGAGGCUGCCUCUGAGAGUGUUAACAGGAGCAGUAGCUUCCUGUUCGACAGCCUGUACGACAGCUUUCUGCUGGCUGGUCUCGGCCAAUCAGACGAAGAGGAGCCUGUUGGCCAGGAGAUCAUAAACCCUCUUCCAUCGAGCCAGGAGCAGAGACGCAGUGAGCUUCUCGCAAAUCAGGAGGCUGAAAAUCAGGAGGCGGUCCAAUGGGGCGAGUCCUCCUUCAACCUGUCAGAGUGGGGCGACUCGCUGAUGGUGGGGGAACACUUUCUGGAGAGGCAGAGCUUGCUCAAACACACAGAGAGAGCUCAAGGGGCCACACGUCAGAAAGCUCAGCAACCCAACACAGACAAUGUUCAGAUGUCAGAAUCACAGCCAAAACUCCGUCAGACAAAGCCACAACCCACUACUACAACUACUACCACAAAUCAAAAUGAGCAUGACAAGGAAAACACCAGUAAUAAUCAAGGCAAUAAACACACAAAUAAACAGCAUAGUUAUGCACAGAGUGACAAUAAACCAGGCAAGAGACAGGAAACGAUCAAUGAACAGGGUGAAAAUGAGCAAGGAGAGACACACGUAAAGAAAGGAGAAAUUAAUGCUGUAUUGUUAGAUAAGGCAGUUUUAAAUCACCCAGAAGUCCAAAACGCACCUGAAAGCUGUUUUGACUGCAGCCCUGGUUUGCAAGACAUCUUUGACCGCUGGCCUAGUAUGUCCGACCAGCCCUGGCAAAACACUACAACCGGCCACCUGACAACCCAUACGCUCAAACAUGCUGCAAAUACAGCAGAAGUUCCAGAUCCACCUCAGACCUCAAUACAGGUGGAGAGAAAAGGAGCAAAGUCAAAAGCUGUUGUUGCUGAGAAUGAUUCUCGGGAGGAACAACCCUCAAGACGUGACAGUGAGAAUGUAACGGAGAGACCAGGCUCUGCCGGUGAUCUUAUUCCCCCUACUCAGGAAACUCCACCUGUCACACCAAGAGUAAAAAUGACGACGUCAUCUGUGCAGUCACCUCUCAUCGCUAAGCCAAUCAAACAGUCGACUCCCUCAACUCGGCUGCUACAAAAACAAGUGAUCACAAAAUGUCCUACAUCUGGCCCGGGACACAGUAAAAAUCGAUCAGAAGCUGACGCUGAACAGCCUAAUUCUACAUCAGACCGCUCCCACGGACACCAGCGGGGACAGAAACCCAACACUGUUACACGCUCGAGGGCUAGAACAAAACUCUUGCUACACAGUGACCAGAACCUAAGCCCUCCCGGAGGUCCUGCUUCCCCGCCCCCCCGGGGGAAGCUCCCCUCUGAUGCUGAAUCACCUGUGACUGAUGAAGGCUUCUCACUUCAGCUGUCCCAGGAUACAUCGCUCGGUUCUAGCAGCUCAGGGGCCUUCUCCAUUGUAGACGUGGCAAGUGACAGGCGCCUCUUCAACACUUUCAUCAAUGAGUGGAAAACAAAGGAGCGGUACUCUCUGGCUUUGGCCUGUGAGAAGAGGGAGCACAGUAAUCAAACUGAGGAGGAAAUAGGAGGGAAACAUAAGAGAGCAUCAGCAGUUAACCAGAGGCUCCACAGGGACGAUGGUUUUCCAAUAAUAGACAGGGAUGGACUGGUGUUGAUUGGACUGUCUGUCUGCUGGGGGGCAAGAGAUGCCUACUACGUGUCUCUGCAGCAAGAGCAGAGCAAAGGUUUGAGCGCCAGUCUGGCCCCUCCCCCUCUGGAUGAUGAUUUGCCGGUGAGUGAGAGGCUGCAGCAGGUGAAGGCCGGUCUGAGCAGGACGCCUACAGCUCCAACAGGAGGUGUGGUCGUCACGUGGGACAUCAUCCAGGUGUACAAGACGCUGGUCAUGAGUUGUGGCAUCAGCUUGGAGGGAAACUGUGAAGAUCCCAAGGUUGCGUGCUGGCUGUUGGACCCUGGCAGUGAGGAGAGGACUCUACCCAACAUGGUGACGGUCUACUGUCCUGAAGAGUUGCCUCUGCUGGGCGGACUUGGAAACCCGCAUGCACACGAUCCUCGUGUUAGGGCAGCAACCAAGAGCGUGCUCGUACACGCUGUCAUGAACCAUCUGACCGGCCUGCUAGAGAAAGACGGCAUGCUUGACUUAUUCAGAAGCAUUGAGAUGCCCUCGCAGGUGUCUUUGGCUCUGUUGGAGCUGAAUGGAGUGGGCUUCAGUGUUGAAGAGUGUGAAAGACAAAAGCAUGUGAUGCAAGCCAAACUCUCAGCACUGGAGUCCCAGGCCUACAACCUGGCCGGACACAGCUUCUCCCUCACCAGCAUCGACGACAUAGCACAGGUGUUGUUUUUAGAGCUGCACCUGCCUCCAAACGGUGACGGAGGUGGAUCCAAAAGUAAGAAGACUCUUGGCUACACCAGACGAGGCGGCGGCAGAGUACGACUUGGAAAACAGUUUAGCACCACCAAGGAUGUUCUGGAGAAGCUCCGCCCUCUGCACCCGUUGCCAGGUGUGAUCCUGGAGUGGAGGCGGAUCACUAACGCCCUGACUAAGGUGGUGUUCCCCCUGCAGCGGGAGAAGCAGUACCACAACACACUGGCCAUGGACAGAAUAUAUCCCAUCGCCCAGACACACACAGCCACAGGUAGAGUGAGCUUCACUGAGCCCAACAUACAGAAUGUCCCCAAAGACUUUGAGAUUUCCAUGCCCACGGUGGUGGGGGAGAGCCCACCUUCACAAGACGGCAAAACAGGAAAGAAAAGACACUCUGCGGUGACCUCAGAACAAGGCCCGGCCUUCUGUGUCAGCAUGAGGCAUGCCUUCGUUCCCUUUUCAGGUGGGAUGAUAUUGGCAGCUGAUUAUUCUCAGCUGGAGUUGAGAGUGUUGGCUCACCUCUCUAAGGAUCAACGCCUACUGCAAGUGUUGAAUGGAGGAGCAGACGUGUUUCGCUGCAUCGCUGCUGAGUGGAAAAGCAUUGACCCCGAGUCUGUGAACGACAACCUCCGACAACAGGCCAAACAGAUUUGCUAUGGCAUUAUCUAUGGGAUGGGAGCUAAGUCUUUGGGGGAGCAAAUGGGAGUGGAGGAGAACGACGCGGCCUGCUACAUCGAGAGUUUUAAGGCUCGAUACAAAGGGAUCAAUGCUUUUCUGAGAGAAACUGUGAAGAACUGUAUAAAAAACGGCUAUGUUCAGACACUGAUGGGCCGCAGGAGGUACCUACCUGAGAUCACUAACGCCAAUACGCACGUCAAAGGGCAUGCAGAGCGCCAGGCAGUAAACACAACUGUGCAGGGUUCAGCAGCAGACAUUGUGAAACUUGCCACCGUGAAUAUCCAGAAACGACUGCGAAAAACAUAUCCUGCAGCGCCCCUCUCUCACCAGCACACACAUUCAGCCAGCAGUAAUCGCAGGGUGCGAACAUCUCCACUCAGAGGAGCCUACUUUGUACUGCAGCUGCAUGAUGAGCUCAUCUAUGAAACCACAGAGGAAGACCUCAUACAGGUUGCUCAUAUAGUGAAGAGGGAGAUGGAGUCGGCAGUAAAACUGUACGUAAAGAUGAAGGCCAAAGUCAAGGUGGGACCCAGCUGGGGCAACUUGCAGGACCUAGAUAUAUAAUGGAAAUGUGUUUAUGUUCGACUAACAUGAAAUACAUUUUGUUUAAGGUUCUGUAAUAUAUGUUGAAGCUAUCAUUUGUACAGAAAUCUGUAUUUUUAAAUCCCUAAAUUAACACAAAUGAAAUGCAAGAUGAAAACAUGCUUAUGAUGGCAUAUGAGCUCUAAAUGAACUAUUGAAUGUAUUUAUACUCUAUCCAACAGUGUACAGUUAUCAAGUAUAUUUCUAGUAUAGAAUUGUAUUUACCGAUAUCCCAACACUUGACAUGAGAUGAUAUGCAAGAUGAUAUUUUAUUUAAUGUAAUACUUGACAUGUUUGUGUUCAUUUCUCUACUUUGAAACAUGUGGCUGCAACAACACUUAUUUUCAUGAAUGAAUAAUGUGCUAGUGGUUUCUUUUGUGAAUGGUUCACUUUAUAAAAUGUCAAUUUUUAACAAAGGAACAUAACACCUUCCCAGAGCUGUUAAGGUGAAGUGUAUACAUGUAUUGUUAUGUUCCACAAAUAGCCUUCAUCUAAUAUACAAUAUAUAUUCUGUGUGAAGCUGGAGAAUGUUUUGCCUUGUUUUCACUACUUGGAAACAGAUGAUUGAAACUUUAUAAAAGAAAAUCAGCAAAAUA
Messenger RNA from Gymnodraco acuticeps, 9239 nucleotides. RefSeq names its product polymerase (DNA directed), theta (gene polq). The record is from RefSeq and is a predicted model, not a curated record. Gene Ontology annotation, molecular function: DNA binding; DNA-directed DNA polymerase activity; ATP binding. NCBI's taxonomy places the organism in Eukaryota, Metazoa, Chordata, Actinopteri, Perciformes, Bathydraconidae. Gene Ontology annotation, biological process: DNA-templated DNA replication; double-strand break repair via alternative nonhomologous end joining.